This is a messenger RNA of Paramuricea clavata, 1893 nucleotides long. NCBI's taxonomy places the organism in Eukaryota, Metazoa, Cnidaria, Anthozoa, Malacalcyonacea, Plexauridae. The record is from the annotation of a GenBank genome assembly.
AUGAAGACUGAUUUUAAAGUUGCGUUUUUGAUCUUGGCUGUGUUCUGUCAGCUCUGCUGUGUCGAUGGUUGGUGGUCUAGUAGACGAAGCUCUUCGAGAAGGUUUGCACUUCGAUCUCUAUCUCUCUCACUAUAAUUUGUAUUUCGUGCAUUACUGCUGGGAAAUGUCUGGCAGUACCAGCAGUAUCGCUACCAGGAAGUUUUUAACAAAAUAUCUUCGCAGGAAAGUUUCUCUCAUCUUAUAUACUCCGGGAUGCCACAUAUAUUUACUGAUUGUUCAAAAGCGUUUCAAGUGUGUCUUAUGCCGGGAUUGAAGUUUAUCACAUGCAAUGUGCAGCACCAUAUAUGUUCUCUGAAAUCUAUAUCACAUAUGCCGAUAUGCGGGAAAGUUUUAUAUUUGACUUACACAGAAAAUUUUUAUUUUUGGAUUUUGUUGCCAGGAAGAAAAAUAUAUUUUCUAGACCUGCUUCCAUGUACCCAAUUUCUUAACUAUACAUUAUGCAGUCUGUUGCACCCAUAACUAAAGCUAUACUGGCUUGUCAAAUACUUGUCCUGUAUCAUUUUACCACUGCAAAGCUUGUCUAAAGUCUUGACAAACCAUCGUUGUCCUUCCGCAUUUACUGCCAUUUACUUUAACCCAAUCUUCGAUCGUGUUUGUAUCUUCAGUGUUUUUGCCACCACCGUGUGGUAAUUUCCCGAACCAUUUCAGGAAGCAAAAAAACUGUUGGCUUUUUUUAUACAUACGACAUCCGACGGAUUGUUUCCAUCUAAAACAGAACAUCUUAAUGGCUUUCUAAGUUUUCAUCAGAAAAUUAAAAAUUAAUCUUCAGCUAGUUGCCAAGAGCCCAAACUUGUUGCCUUCGUUCAGUUAACGUGAACUGUAAACUCUCAGUUUGUACAGGCAUUUAAUUUCUAUUCAAAUAUUGAUUUAAGUUUACCUAUAUGUAUUAUUUGUAACUCUCUUCAGCAACCAGGGUAUAGUUUAGUAUAUUUUGGAAAUAUAUGUUGAAAAGGGCCCAUGCAGGGAGUUGGGAGCCAACUAUAGUGGGGCCUGGGGCCAAAUGGUCCCCAGUAAAAUAUGGCUUGCACGGAGUUCAUCCAUAUUUUCAUGUACUAACGAUGAUCUAAAUCAUUGAAAUGAAUUCGAAUACUUUGCUUGAGUAUUAUACAUGUAUGUGUAUUAUUUUUUCUUCUAUAGACCUGCUCCUAGUGUCAGGAGACCAAGUGUACGAAAACGUAAGUGUGCACUCACCCAAACAAUCGGUUCAUAGGAAUUAAUAGGCAAUUUAUAGGUAUUGCCUUAUGGGGCACCUGCAAUCGCGUGCAAAAAUUGUUGAGACAAGCAGUUUAUUGGCCUUCUCCCUCCUGUAACAAUGGUUCUUGCCCCCCCUUGUACAAUGUUGUUAAAACGAUUUUGAGGUCAGGGCUUAUCAAAUAAUGUUUUCAGCAUUGUUAAUGGUGGGAGGGGGGCACGCACGUGAAAAAGAUCACCAAAAUGUGAAGAGUCUCAUUAUUUUUGCACGCGAUUGUAGGUAAAUUGCUACUUUUUAUCCUCACGAAAUUUAUAGUUGGUCAAAAUAUUGGGUUGGUUGACCUGUACAUUUGUAUGUGAUAAAUAAUGGUAAUUAAACUGAGUGGAGUGCAAUUUGGUCCGAAAUCAAACGCGUGUUGCACAAUUAUUUCGGUCAAGCCUUCCGAAAUCAGAAAUGCAAACAUAAAAAGCAUGUCUGAUUUAAUCAUUAGAUUUUUUAAUCACUUUAUUUUCUUUAUAGCAACGUGUGCUCUAACAAAUUACCAAGGAAGUGAGUUCACUGGUAAAACACCUCGAGUUCACACUGGAUUCUUGGGCAAUAUGCGAACCAUCAACAGUUACGCACAGCAGUGUAAAGUCAGG